AUGUCAGAAGAAGGGCUUACUUAUUAUAUGGACGAAGUAAAAAUUCAUGAGUAUUAUAGGCAUCUUAGCGAAAUGGACAACGACAUUGCUCUACUGCUUCUUAAGGAUCACGUAGAAUUUAGUUUUAAAGUGAAGAAAGCGAUCCUCGUCGAACCGGAAACCGUGCUACGAGACAACACACAUAUUCGGGUGUCUGGUUGGAGUACGUCUAAACUGGCUCCCAAAUUCAGAAACGUAUUGCUACGGACAGAGAUGAUUGUAAUAAAUAAAACGGAAUGUAUUACAUACUACGGCAAACUUAUCACGCCGUCAAAUUACUGUGCAAAAUAUAACUCGGAAUAUCGAAUUUUCGAUAUCGGCGGUCCUGCAAUAUUUCAAGAUCUCCUCGUUGGAAUCGUUUCUUUUGGAGUCGACAACAAAAAAGAACCGUAUUACACAGUUUUUACAAAUAUUUCACAUUUCUAUCGGUGGAUAAUGUUGAAUACCAAAAAAUUGCUAAAGAAGCGCUGUGGUCAAGUUCAAGAUACUGUCUUAGUAACGGAAACCGAAUUCACCGAUUAA
Molecule: messenger RNA, 561 nt
Organism: Parnassius mnemosyne (clouded apollo)
Lineage: Eukaryota; Metazoa; Arthropoda; Insecta; Lepidoptera; Papilionidae
Source: the annotation of a GenBank genome assembly